This is a messenger RNA of Ziziphus jujuba (common jujube), 1097 nucleotides long. RefSeq names its product mitochondrial import inner membrane translocase subunit TIM22-4. Lineage: Eukaryota; Viridiplantae; Streptophyta; Magnoliopsida; Rosales; Rhamnaceae. The coding region runs from base 292 to 738 and encodes 148 amino acids. Gene Ontology annotation, molecular function: transmembrane protein transporter activity. Gene Ontology annotation, biological process: protein insertion into mitochondrial inner membrane. The record is from RefSeq and is a predicted model, not a curated record. The transcript is spliced from 5 exons. Gene Ontology annotation, cellular component: TIM22 mitochondrial import inner membrane insertion complex.
ACUCCUUGCGGCACCGGUCUAAAAACCUAGAAAAACCCCUAAUACAAGUUAUACAACUCAACUGUGCCACACGCACAUACCGUCCUAUGUUUGAACUCUGAAGCCGCCGGCGAUUCUUACCACGCCGACCCAAAAGUCCGAACGGUGGGUCCCUUUCACGACGGCGAAACAUAAGGAAAACGACGCCCUCUCCGCCGACGCUUGGCACAUUUUUUUUUUUUUUUGGGUCGGUUUUUAUUGGUUGAGCUGUUUGUUUGAUACGGUAAUUUGGGUUUUGGGAUUCGAGCAACAAUGUCUGCUAGUACGGAGAAUGAAAUUGAACAAAAUGGUUCUUCGAGUUCAAAAGAAGCUGAGAAGCCUCCGAUUGAGCCUAUAAGAUUGCCUACUAUCGAGGAAAUUCGUGGCCAAGAUAUUUGGAACAAUUGUGGCGUUCGAAGUGUCGUCAGUGGAGUCAUGGGCGGUGGACUUGGGUUGUUCAUGGGUUUGCUUAUAGGUUCAUUGGACAACCCUAUUAUGCAAGAUACAAUGACUGCUAGGCAGCAAUUCAUUUAUACAGCAAAGCAGAUGGGGAGAAGAAGCUGGAGUUCUGCAAAAACAUUUGCGGUAAUGGGCUUGGUUUUUUCAGCUGCUGAGUGUGUUGUCGAAAAGGCACGAGCAAAGCACGAUACAACGAAUACUGUUGUUGCUGGCUGUGUAACUGGAGGAACAAUGUCAGCAAAAGUAUUCUGCAGGUUCUGACCAUUUGGUGAUCCAGAAAUUAAAUGCAAGAGCGUAGAUUGGAGAAGAAAGAAGCAAAGAAAGGGAGUUUGUUUUGACAAAGUGAGGACAUGUUUUUGAACUACUUUUACUUGCUGAAUUUUGCAAACAAUGCAAUUGAAUUUACUUUUACUUUUACGUUGUUUUGAAUUACCUUAGUUUGCUGGGUUUUUUUAUUGUAGCGCUUUAACUUUUUGUUCCUAACUUCCAAUAGUGCUUAUGUAUCAUUCCAAUAAUGUUCAUGCCACUUCAAAUUAGUGCCUUAAAUUUGUUGGUGCACUUGUUAUAAUAAUAAAAAAUAAUAAUAAUAAAUAAUAAAAAAAAGCAUGGCUUUUAUCUCA